Molecule: messenger RNA, 2993 nt
Organism: Brassica napus (rape)
Lineage: Eukaryota; Viridiplantae; Streptophyta; Magnoliopsida; Brassicales; Brassicaceae
Product: subtilisin-like protease SBT3.6
Exons: 10
Coding region: 316-2658 (780 amino acids)
Biological process (GO): proteolysis
Molecular function (GO): serine-type endopeptidase activity
Source: RefSeq, a predicted model, not a curated record
UUGAGGUGUAUCAUCAUUCUCGUGGUCGUUGCUCUGUUGAUGUGUUUGACUUUUCACACUAUUGCAAUAAAACUUGACUUUUAGUUGACCAAGCACUCAUCUUGAUAUACCUAUUCUUUAUGUAUCUUUUGUUUUAGCUACUUUAAUAACUUUUGUACAAUCAUGAAUAUUGGCAACAAUUUCAAGAAAUGGAAAACACGUCUUUUACGAGAGCAUCUAUAUAAAUGAUUAUUCACUUGAUUAUGGUUUCAUCUCUCUCUCUCUCUCUCUCUCUCUCUCUCUCUCUCUCUCUCUCUCUCUGACCUAAAGUUUGGAAUGACGAAUUACAGAACAUUAAUUUUUGUGGUACUAAGUCUGAUAAUAUUUCUCAACGGGCAGAGCAUUUUUGUUGCACGAGCCGUAGCUGAGAGCAAGGUUCAUAUAGUAUAUUUGGGUGAGAAGCAACAUGAUGAUCCUGAGUUUGUCACAGAAUCUCACCAUCAGAUGUUGUGUUCACUUCUUGGAAGUAAAGAGGAUGCCCAUGGUUCAAUGGUAUACAGUUACCGACAUGGAUUCUCAGGUUUUGCAGCCAAGCUUACCAAGUCCCAAGCCAAGAAAAUAGCAAAUUUACCUGAAGUUGUUCAUGUCAUACCGGAUAGUUUCUACAAGCUGAAAACAACUCGGACUUGGGACUACUUAGGACUUUCUGCCUCCAGUCCAAAGAAUCAUCUAAAUGAAACUAAUAUGGGUGAACAAAUUAUCAUCGGCAUUAUUGACACAGGAGUAUGGCCAGAAUCUGAAGUAUUUAACGACGAUGGGAUUGGAUCGGUGCCGAGCCACUGGAAAGGAGGCUGUCAAUCAGGAGAGAUGUUCAACUCCUCCCACUGCAAUAAAAAGCUCAUAGGAGCUAAGUAUUUCAUCAAUGGCUUCCUAGAGGAGAACAAAAGCUUCAACUCUAAAGAAUCACUUGAUUUCAUUUCCCCUAGAGACCUCAAUGGUCAUGGCACGCAUGUGGCCACCAUCGCGGCAGGUUAUUACGUGCAGGACAUUAGCUACAAGGGCCUAGCUGGAGGGGUUGUGAGAGGUGGGGCACCACGUGCUCGUAUAGCAAUGUACAAGGGUUGUUGGUAUCUGGAUGAUUUAGACAUAACAACUUGUUCAUCUGCUGACAUUUUGAAAGCUAUGGACGAGGCAAUUCAUGACGGUGUUGAUGUUUUGUCACUCUCUCUAGGCUCUGUGGUUCCUCUGCAUGGAGAAAUUGAUAUCCGCGAUGGGAUAUCCACCGGAGCCUUCCAUGCCGUCUUAAAGGGUAUUACCGUUGUUUGUGCAGGUGGUAACUCUGGCCCCGAGGCUCAAACAGUGACAAACACGGCGCCUUGGAUUGUCACUGUGGCUGCAACUACUCUAGACCGGUCCUUUCCCACUCCUAUCACACUUGGGAACAAUAAAGUGAUACUGGGUCAAGCAAUGUACACAGGUCCAGAACUUGGCUUCACUAGCUUGGUUUACCCAGAGGAUCCAGGGAACAGCAACGAAACCUUUAGUGGCACUUGUGAGGAUCUUUCCUUGAAUUCUAAUGAUACAAUGGUGGGGAAAGUGGUCUUAUGUUUCACAACAUCAUCUUCUAGUGGUUCCGUAUCAAGUGCUGCAGGUUCUGUGAAGAAAGCUGGUGGUCUAGGUGUAAUCAUAGCAAGACAUCCAGGCUCCGAUCUCGAACCAUGUUUAGAUGAUUUCCCAUGCGUUUCUGUUGACUAUGAGCUUGGGACAAAUAUACUUCUCUACAUACGUUCCACAGGAUCUCCUGUUUUGAAGAUACAACCAUCUACAACCCUUGUAGGACAGCCCGUUGGUACAAAGGUGGCAACUUUCUCGUCAAGAGGACCUAAUUCAAUUGCCCUGCUAUUCUCAAAGUAUCCGGAUAUAGCAGCACCAGGAGCGAGCAUAUUGGCCGCUACAACCACCAAUACCACCUUAAACGACGGAGGAUUCAUUAUGCUGUCAGGAACAUCAAUGGCAGCUCCUGUUAUUUCAGGAGUUGUUGCACUGCUUAAAGCUCUCCAUCCUGAUUGGUCUCCUGCUGCCAUUAGAUCAGCCAUUGUCACUACAGCUUGGAGAACAGAUCCAUUUGGAGAGCAGAUUGAUGCAGAAGGGUCGUCUCGGAAGCUAGCCGAUCCCUUUGACUAUGGUGGAGGGCUUGUGAAUCCAGAGAAAGCUGUAAAACCAGGUCUUGUAUAUGAUUUGGGCCUCCAAGACUAUGUUCUCUACAUGUGCGCUGUUGGUUAUAACGACUCGUCAAUCUCUCAGCUUGUCGGUGAAAGAACAACCUGUUCAAAUCCCAGACCAUCUGUUCUUGAUUUGAACUUACCUUCCAUUACAAUUCCAGACCUCAAAGAAGAAGUCACUCUCACAAGAACCGUCACUAAUGUUGGACCGCUCAACUCGGUCUAUAAAGUAAAGGUCGAGCCACCAUUGGGAAUUCAAGUGACCGUGGUACCAAAGAAGUUAGUAUUCAACUCUAAAACUAAAACGCUCUCUUAUCAAGUCAGAGUCUCGACCAGACACAAAAUCAACACUGGUUUUUAUUUUGGAAGUUUGACGUGGAGUGACUCUGUGCAUAAUGUUAUAAUUCCUUUGUCCGUGAGAACGCAAAUUCUGCAGAAUUACUAUGAUGAGAAUUGAACAAAAAAAGAAAAACUGUGAACUUGUAUUUAUACUGUAACCCUAUAUAUUUACAUUGUGGAUCAAAGAUCACUUCCUUUUCAAAGGAACCAACCAAUGCAGCAGCUAAAAUAGACCAAACAAGAAACCAGAUUCAUGUCAAAAUUUUAGCAUCAACCAUAGGGGGAAAAUGGCGUAUUUCAACCCAAAUAAUUUGAUCCUGUCAGAUACCACCCAAAUAAUUACUAAGUGCUAAUUACGACUAGGCCUGAUACUUUUAUCCGAGAUUCAAUCCGGAUCUGCUCUGAAAAUCCGGAUAUCCGGAGGGGUCGAAUCUGGAUAUCCGGAGAGGUCGA